This is a messenger RNA of Limulus polyphemus (Atlantic horseshoe crab), 4152 nucleotides long. RefSeq names its product calponin homology domain-containing protein DDB_G0272472-like. NCBI's taxonomy places the organism in Eukaryota, Metazoa, Arthropoda, Merostomata, Xiphosura, Limulidae. The record is from RefSeq and is a predicted model, not a curated record. Bases 151 to 4038 code for a protein of 1295 amino acids. The transcript is spliced from 4 exons.
AGUAGUGCAUCAACAGCAGAACAGUCCAGGAUUGAAAUAUCAGAAGAUAAUAAAGUUGCUGAACCAACAGAAAAACUGUCUGUAAAUGAUGUAUCAGAAAAUCUUGAAGAUGAUGAGAAUGUCAAAAGUACAUCAACAGCAGAACAAUCCAUGAUUGAAAUGUCAGAAGAUAAUAAAGUUGCUGAACCAACAGAAAAACUGUCUGUAAAUGAUGUAUCAGAAAAUCUUGAAGAUGAUGAGAAUGUCAAAAGUACAUCAACAGCAGAACAAUCCAUGAUUGAAAUGUCAGAAGAUAAUAAAGUUGGUAGAAGUAUUGAAGUUGCUGAACCAACAGAAAAACAGUCUGUAAAUGAUGUAUCAGAAAGUAUGGAACAUGGCAGCACUGUUCAAAGUGCACCAAUAAUGCAAGAACGAUUUGUAGCUGAAGUAUCUGAAAACAUUGUUGAUAACAAAAGUGCUCAAAUUACACCAAUAAAAGAAAUACAGUUGGUGUCCAAAGUAACAGAAAAUCGUGAAUGUGAUGGAGCAUUUCAGACUGUAUCAACAACACAGAAACAGUCUGUAGUGGAAAUAUCAAAAGAUCUUAAAAGUAGUAAAGGUGUUGAAAUUGGUAUAACAGAAGAACAGUCUUUAAACGAUGGACCAGAAAACAGUGAAGACAAUAGGAGUGUACAGAUCGCAACAGCAGUGCAUGAACAUUCUUCUGCUGUCAUAUCUGAAAAUCUUAUAUGUUACAAAAAUGCCGAAAUUGCACCAACAAAAGUAAAACAGUGUGUGAAUGAUAAAGCAUUAAAUCUUGAACAUGACUGGAGUAUUCAGAGAACAUUAAAAACACAAGAGCAACCUGUGGCUGAAACAUCAGAAGAUUCUUUCAGUGACAAAUUUGUUCAAAUUGAAUCAAGACCAAAAAAUACUGAACAUGAGGAAAAUGUUCAAAUUACAACAGAAUCAGAACAGUCUGAGCUUGACAAAGAUGUUCAGACUGCAAAAACAGUGGAAGUGCCAGAGAUUCUUGAAAAUGUUGAAAGUGUCACAAUCAUGCAACAAGUCCAAAAAGGAACAUCACAAAAUAUUAUCCAAAAUACAAGAUCUCCAAAAGGAACUCUUGCUUCUGCUAGUUCAGUUGCUGAGAGCCAAAUUGUACGUUUAGUUGCUGAUGAUACGCAUGGUGUUUUAGCUUCUGGAGAAGAAUGUGUAUUUGAUUCUUCCAUAUUGGAUAAUGCUUCAAGAAAAAACUAUUCCAAUAACUCAGAAAGUUUAACACCAAAGAUAAAAAAAGCUUUCCAGAAAAUUAUACAUUCUCCCACAAAAUCUUUGGCAUGUAGUUCAGAGACAGAGAAGCAUCAACGGGUACAAGUGAAUUUAACUUUGAUGAAAUCAAAAAUUACUAAUAAACUGGUAUUUGAAUCUUUGUUGGAAGAAGUGUCAUCAGAAAAGAAACAGUUACUAAAGCAAAAGGAAGAAUAUUCCUGUGGGAGUAAAGCAGGUGAUAACCAUGUUACUAAAGAACCUGAUGAUUCUAGAAAUACCAGAGUCAUCAACAAAGAUGAGGUAAUUCUAGGUGCACAUACAGCCAGCACAAUAAGCAAGUCAAACAAAGAAUCACAGUCUAAAGUUUUAAAUGUUCUAGAAGGAAGAAGAUUACCAUCUGAUCGUGGUUUACAGAAAGAUAAAUCUGUAACAGAUGAUGUAAAAAAAUGUGAAGGUUCAACUAAUAAAUAUGAAAGAAAAUUAGGUUUAUGGGAAAAAAAACCUUUGGUAGGUACAACAAGAUCUAGACCAACCAUUAUAAAUAUUGUAGUUCCUGAACAGAAAGCUACAAGCAAAAAUGUUGAGAAAAGCAAGUCCGUAAUUGAAACAAGAGCACGGCAUAAUUCCCAAGAAAAGAAAGUUCACAGUAGUUAUUUACACACAUAUGAUAGAAGAAACACUGAACGGAGGAAUCUGACUCAAGAUAUUGAGAGAAGAAAAAGACAACAAAAAGAAAUUUUAACAAGAAACAAAAAACCAAGAAUUUUAGAAAACAAAAUAGUUUAUAUUGAGAUUGAACCUGCAAAGAGGAGGAGCAGUUCAACAACAUUAGUUGCAGAUCAAAAUCAUGCUGCCUCCUCUGAAUCUAAACAAUCUUCUGUCAUAAGCAGUGAGGAAGGUAAAUGUGAAAAACCUGCUGCCAUGCCUGUCAUAGAAACAUUAGAAGUAAGCAAGGUUAUCACUAGAAACUCCGAAACACAUUUGAAUCCUGAUUAUUCUUCAGUUGUAACCCGUAAUAGAAUAAAAGGCAGACAACCUAAAUUCAAAGAAAUCUGUAAAUGUACCACUGAUCAAACAAACAAUCCUAAAGAAGUGUCUGUCACUGAAGAAUUAAAAACAGAUGAUACAUGUAGCAGAAGAAAAAGAAGUAAACGAAAUCUUCCAGAUAACCACCAGUCUAAAGGUUUUUCUGCUGUAAAAGAUACAGAUGAAAAUACUAACAAUGCUCCUGUGGGUGGUUUGACUCUCAUUAAAAGACAGAGAUUAAGUGUAGAUGGAGUUAACAACAGGGUAAUAAGUAAAGUUAAAACGAGAUCAGCCAGCAGUAGUCCUAGCAAUAAAAGAAAAGUGCUUGAAACUUUGGAUAGUAAACCUAAGAGACAUCCCACAGUAUCAAGACCUGUACAGAGUAGUCAAGCUAAAGAAUCUCGUGCUAUCCAUAAAAUAGGUACAAGGAGUUCUAAACUUGAAGAUAAAAAACAGACACUUGAACAUUUGCCCAAAUUAAGUGAAACACAGAAGAUUAUCACUUUGAGAUCCAAAUCAAGUCAAAAACAAGCUGAGCAAGUAAAAAAGAAUCAUAGUGAAGAACCUGAACUAGGAAUGAGUAACCAGGUAGAACCUGUGCUCUUGAGGUCACAAAGGCUGAAACAGAAAAGAGCAAAGCAAGGAAAGACAGGAGAAAUUGCCUUACAAGCUAAAAAAAAUAAAGCUUUUCAAAAUAAAAAGGAACAAGAUGGUAAAGAAGAGAUAGAUAACCUGAAUAAGAGAACAAAAACUGAACUAGGAAAUGAAGAAGAAAAAGUUGCACCUGAAAAUAUAUUUACUUCUGAUACUUUAAAAGAUGAAAGAAAUGAGAUUAGUAAAAUUACAGCUAGUUCUGAUUUAGUGACACCUUCAAAGGGCUUCCAACAAGAUUCAGUUGUUGACAAUAAAUCAGAAUCUAAGGCAAGAAGCAGAAAAAGACCAAAUUUUCUUUCCCAAGAAAGUACUACAAAGAAUAGCCCACAUGUUAAAAGAAUUAUUUCUUCAGCACUUAAGAGAUCAGAUAGCUCAUCAGAAAUACAGACUCAUCAAAGGUCAUUGUCAGUUGGCCAGUGUACAUAUGAAAUAUAUGAUAAAUUACCUGAAAGUCAAGGGCAACAUAAAAGAGCAAAAACUGAACCAUUUGGUGAUAUAAAGGAAAUUUCAGGAGUAAUAAGAAAAACUACUCAAAGGAAACCAAAAAAUUGGGAUGUACGAAUCAGGUGUCAAAGAUCUCCAGAUAAUAUCACUUCAACAGCCUCAUUUUGCUGCUUCCAAUGUGGAUUUGUUACAUCUCGAAUGGAAAACCUAAUCUAUCAUCACAAGGAGCAGUGUUCAAAGACUACUGGAAAUGAUCCAUGGGACCUUGGUCAGGAAGCUGUCCGAACAAAGCUUCAAGAUCGGUUUGGUGCAAGCAGAUUAGAUAGUCAGAAGGGUCCUUCAGGAAACAAACUGGACACCUCCUCACAUGUUGUUACCCUUGCCAAGAAAUCAAAACUGCCAAAUGCAAAGGAUGCUAAAAGAUUUGUAGAUGAAGAUAGAAGUUUACUAGCAAAACAGGGGCCAAAAGAAAACUAUUCUACCAAAUCAUUUAACAAAGGAAAAGAAGAAAUAACUAUAAAAAACAAAGUAGAGAAAAAAGUUGGACAAAAUAAGUCUGAAGAUCAAACUAAUAUUGAUGAAGACUUACUUUUGCUAGAAAGUGAUGAUGAUGAUGAUGAUGUCACUUCUAAGUCACCAAUCAAAAACUGCGUUUGGAUUUGAUAAAGACGAUGUUGUAUGGGUUGACUUGAAAGAACUGUGGUGGCCAGCUGUUGUACACAAAGUCUACCCUAAGUUGAAAAAGGUAUCUGUGAAGUUCAUCGGAAAUCCUGAAGG